Messenger RNA from Tachyglossus aculeatus (Australian echidna), 2951 nucleotides. It is a transcript of the gene PLD2, whose product is annotated as phospholipase D2. Gene Ontology annotation, biological process: cell motility; phosphatidic acid biosynthetic process; intracellular signal transduction. Gene Ontology annotation, molecular function: phosphatidylinositol binding; D-type glycerophospholipase activity. The coding region runs from base 28 to 2814 and encodes 928 amino acids. The record is from RefSeq and is a predicted model, not a curated record. The transcript is spliced from 25 exons. Lineage: Eukaryota; Metazoa; Chordata; Mammalia; Monotremata; Tachyglossidae.
AGUCCCGGGAGUCGGGGGUCGAGGAGGAUGCUGACCCCCGAGGGGACGUUCCCGGAGGCCGGGGGCCUGGACUCCAGCCAGCUGCAGAUGGAGACCGAUGAGCUGGACACCCUCAGAGAUGGCGAGGACCCAGCCGGGAGGAUGCGCCCAUUCCUGAGCAUCUACGACCUGCAGCCCCUGCGGGCCCACCCCACCGUGUUCGCCCCGGGGGUCCCCGUCACCGCCCGGGUUGUUGGGACAGAGCGCUACACCAGUGGCUCCAAGGUGGGCACCUGCACUCUGUACUCGGUCCGCCUGUCCCACGGAGACUUCACCUGGAUGACCAAGAAGAAAUUUCGGAAUUUCCAGGAGCUUCACCGAGAUCUCCUGAGACACAAAGUGUUAAUGAGCCUCCUACCUCUGGCCCGCUUCGCAGCGGCCUACUCUCCGGCCCGAGAAGCCGCCUCUGCUGAGAUGCCGUCCCUGCCCCGGGGAACAGAUGGUUCUUCCCACCAAACGGCCAGCAAGCAGAAAUACCUGGAAAAUUACCUGAAUCGCCUGUUGGCAAUGUCCUUCUACCGGAACUACCACGCCAUGACAGAGUUCCUUGAGGUGAGCCAGCUGUCUUUCAUCCCUGACCUCGGCCCCAAGGGACUGGAGGGGUUGAUUCGCAAGCGUUCGGGGGGACACCGCGUCCCGGGGUUCAAGUGCUGCGGAAGGGAUCAGAUCUGUUACAGCUGGUCCAAGAGAUGGCUGGUGGUCAAGGACACGUUCCUCUUGUAUAUGCGGCCGGAGUCGGGCUCCAUCUCCUUCGUGCUGCUCUUCGAUCCCGACUUCGAGGUCCAGGUGGGGAAACGGAGCACGGAGGCCCGCUACGGAGUCCGGAUCGACACGUCGCACCGAUCCUUGAUUCUCAAGUGCAAUAGCUACCGCCAAGCCCGCUGGUGGGGCCAGGAGAUCACGGAGCUGGCCCAGGGCCAAGGGCGGGACUUCCUGCAGCUACACCAGCACCAGAGCUUUGCCCCACCCCGUCCAGGGACCCUAGCCAAAUGGUUUGUGAACGGGGCCGGCUACUUCGCGGCCGUGGCCGAUGCCAUCCUGCAGGCCCAGGAGGAAAUCUACAUCAUGGACUGGUGGCUGAGCCCCGAGAUUUACCUGAAGCGGCCUGCACACUCGGACGCCUGGAGACUUGACAUCCUUCUCAAGAGGAAAGCGGAAGAGGGGGUGCGCAUCUCUGUGCUGCUGUUCAAGGAGGUGGAGCUGGCCCUGGGGAUCAACAGCGGCUACAGCAAGAAGAUCCUGACCUCACUGCACCCCAACAUCAAGGUGAUGCGCCACCCAGAUCAUGUGACCCUAUGGGCCCACCACGAGAAGCUGUUGGUGGUGGACCAGUCCGUGGCCUUCAUGGGCGGCCUGGACCUCGCCUACGGCCGCUGGGAUGACCAGCAUUACCGGCUCACGGACUUGGAAACUUCCUCAUUCCCCCAAAGCCCCUCAGAAGAGCCAGCCCUGCCCCCGGGCCACGACCUCUCCCAUAACCACCUGUUCUGGCUCGGCAAGGAUUACAGCAACCUCAUCGCCAAGGAUUGGGUCCAGCUGGAGAGGCCCUUCGAGGAUUUCAUUGACAGAGAGAAGACCCCCCGGAUGCCGUGGCGGGACGUGGGCGUGGUGGUUCACGGACCCCCCGCCCGAGACCUGGCGCGACACUUCAUCCAGCGCUGGAACUUCACCAAGACAAUCAAGGCCAAGUACAAGAUCCCCUUGUAUCCGUACCUGCUGCCCAAAUCCCCCAGUUUGGCACAUCAGUUGCCCUUCUCCCUGCCAGGGGGCCAAUGUGCCACCGUGCAGGUACUCCGGUCAGUUGACCGCUGGUCGGCAGGCACGCAGGAGAGCUCCAUCCUCAACGCUUACCUCCACACCAUCCGCCACAGCCGCCACUUCCUGUACAUCGAGAAUCAGUUCUUCAUCAGCUGUGCGGACGGGCGGACGGUGUUCAACACAGUCGGGGAUGCCAUUGUGGAGCGGAUCCUACUGGCCCAUAAAAAGGGGGAAUGCUUCCGAGUGUUCAUCCUCCUGCCCCUUCUACCCGGCUUCGAGGGAGACAUCUCCACCGGGGGCGGGAACGCCAUACAAGCCAUCCUGCACUUCACCUACAGGACCCUGUGUCGGGGGGAAUAUUCAAUUCUCCACCGUCUGAAGGCGGCAAUGGGCACUGAAUGGCGGGAGUUCCUGUCGGUGUGUGGCCUGAGGACCCACGGAGAGCUGGGCGGCAAGCUCCUGUCCGAACUCAUCUACGUGCACAGCAAGCUCCUCAUCGCCGACGACCGCACCGUCAUCAUCGGCUCGGCGAACAUCAACGACCGGAGCCUGCUGGGGAAGCGGGACAGCGAACUGGCCGUGCUGGUGGAGGACACGGAGACGGAGCCGUCGGUCAUGGACGGGCAGCCCUACCAGGCGGGACGCUUCGCCCUCGGCCUGCGCAAGCAGUGCUUCAGUGCCCUCCUGGGGACCGCGGCCCAGCCGGGCCUGGACCUGCAGGACCCGGUGUGCGACCACUUCUUCGACCGCUGGCUGGACACGGCCCAGGCCAACGCCGACAUCUACGAGCAGAUCUUCCGCUGCCUGCCCUCGGAUGCCACGCCGUCGCUGCGCGCCCUGCGGGAGUACGUGGUGGCCAAGCCGCUGGCCGCCGUCAGCCCCGCGCUGGCCCGGCCUGAGCUGGCCCGCCUCCGCGGGCACCUCGUCCGCUUCCCGCUCAAGUUCCUGGAGGAGGAGUCCCUGCUCCCGCCACUCAACAGCAAGGAGGGCAUGGUGCCCGUCGAAGUCUGGACGUGAUGGGGCGGGGCUGGACUGUGCUGGACGCCCCAGCAAGCACCCAGACCCUCUGAGAUUCCCCAAACGGCCGUGAGCCCACUGUUGGGUAGGGACUGGCUCUAUAUGUUGCCAAUUUAUAAUGAUGAUGGCAUUUAAAA